Cylicostephanus goldi is the source of this 351-nucleotide messenger RNA. The record is from the annotation of a GenBank genome assembly. Lineage: Eukaryota; Metazoa; Nematoda; Chromadorea; Rhabditida; Strongylidae.
AGUGAUCUUGAGGAGUGCGCCAUGAAGAAACCAACCUACAUGGAUUUAUCUGCACCUGUGAAUUCGCCAUCAAAGAAACUUGAAGAAACUCCACUUAGACGUAUGGAGAUGAUGACAAACUCAUCAGCCUUUAGUACCUCGUCGAGCAUCAAUGACGUAGUUGAAGCGCCAGCGAAUGGAAUCUGCAAGAAAGAUGAGCGAUCGGCGAAAUUGGAGAAACUUGGGGAAAUGGAGCGACAGGUUGAAGCUGAAAGACUGCGAGUCGAGUGGGAAAAGGAAGUCCAAGCACAUGAGGUAGGAGAUCUCACUUUCUUCUACUUGCUGUGGACGUACGACCCAGUACCAAGAUAG